Molecule: messenger RNA, 3214 nt
Organism: Glycine soja
Lineage: Eukaryota; Viridiplantae; Streptophyta; Magnoliopsida; Fabales; Fabaceae
Exons: 12
Coding region: 176-2869 (897 amino acids)
Molecular function (GO): protein binding; DNA binding
Source: RefSeq, a predicted model, not a curated record
ACUCAACACAUCACUCUCAUAAUGCAUUUUCGGUUUCUUCUUGAACACUGAAACUUUCAUUAACUUGGUGUGACUGUGACGUUGCCCUAUUCAAUUUCUCUCUCUCUCUCUCUCUCUCUGUCUCUAUCGGUUUUGUUUAUUUUUACUUUCUGAGAGAAUUUUUUGUUGAAACAAGAUGGUGAAGAAGAUCAAAAGAAAGAAGGAGGAGAUUGCUGAGGACUGGUGUUUUGUGUGCAAGGAUGGAGGGUUGUUAAUGGUCUGUGAGUAUAGGGAUUGCCUGAAAGCUUAUCAUCCUCGUUGCGUGGCUGAAGAUGAUUCCUUUUUGGAUAAUGAAUGUAAAUGGACUUGUGAUUCACAUUCUUGCUCCCUUUGCCGGAAACCGUCAAAGUUUAAGUGUUUUUGCUGCCCAAAAGCUGUUUGUGGGAAAUGCUUUUCUGAUGCUGAAUUUGCUAUUGUCAAAGGGAACAAAGGAUUUUGCACUCACUGCUCAAAACUUGCAUUUCUAAUUGAAGAAAAUGCUGAUGUUGAUUCUGAUGGGGAAAAGGUAGAUUUCAAAGAUCGAGAUACCUAUGAAUGCUUAUUUUCAGAAUAUUAUGAAAUCAUCAAAAAAGAAGAAGGGCUGAAUUCCCAACAUGCAUACCAAGCCCAUAAAUUUUUAAAGAAUGGCAAAAACAAAUGUGACUUGGAUCCAGAUGAAAUAGGUGAAGGGGAAGAUGAUACUGGUGAUUCUGAAGACGUGAGUAACUUUAUAGUUUCUGAUUGUGAUGACCUGAAUGACACAGCAGGAUCAAAAUCAGCGAGGAAAAAGAAGGGCAUGGGAAAGCUGAAAUCAAUGAAAGGAAAGGUGAAAGAUAAGAAGGAGUUUAUUGGAUGGGGUUCAAGAAUGCUAAUAGAAUUCCUUAAAUAUAUCGGUAAAGAUACAAGCAAAGAAUUUUCUGAACAUGAUGUUACCUCAAUCAUUAUAGAGUACUGCAGAGAAAACAAUCUUUUUGACCCUAAGAAAAAGCGAAAGAUACUUUGUGAUGAACAACUUAGGUCUUUAAUAGGGAGGAAAUCAGUAAAUAAAAACAGCAUACAAAAUCUUCUCGCACCUCACUUUGCUGAGAAUUCCGAAGAAAUGGAUGAUAUCAGUAGUAGUUCUGAAGAUAGGGAUUGCAAUGAACCAGUCAAUUUUUCAAGAAAGAGAAAAUCAAUUUCAUGUACAGAAUCUCAACAUCCAAACCUAGUUUCUGAAGAGCGUCAAAGCUGUUUCGCAGCCAUAGUUAGUUCAAAUCUCAAGCUUGUCUAUUUGAAGAGGAGUUUAGUGGAUGAGCUUUCAAAGCAGCCAGAAACUUUUGAUGGCAAAGUGCUAGGAAGUUAUGUAAGAGUCAAAUCUGACCCAUAUGACUAUUUACAGAAGAAUUCCCAUCUGCUCGUUCAAGUUGUAGGAAUAAACAGAUCUUUAAACAAUGGUGAAAUCAACAAGGAAAUUAUGCUUCAGCUUUCUAAUGUGCCAAAAGCUGUACCUAUCUGCAAAAUUUCUGAUGUUGACUUUUCUGAGGAAGAAUGUCAAGAUCUGUAUCAGAGAAUGAGAAAUGGUCUGCUCAAACAGCCUACUGUACUGGAGCUUGAGCAGAAAGCCAGAACUCUACAUGAAGAUAUAAUGAAGCAUUGGAUCCCGAGGAAGUUAGUAUUGUUACAAAACCUUAUUGAUCAGGCCAAUGAAAAGGGGUGGAGGAGACAACUUUCUGAGUACAUGGAUCAAAAACUGAAGCUUGAGACACCAUUGGAGCAAUCACGUUUAUUGAAUGACAUUCCAAAAGUAAUUCCUGAAAUAGUUGAUAACACUCUGUCCCUGAAGGCUUCCCCAACGAAAGAUAAGCUUGAGCAAAAUGGCUUGUCAGAAUUAGCCAGUGGAAAGACUUGUAACUCUGCUGGACGCCAUUCCAAACACAGUGGUUUUGUUCACUGUCUAAAUAAUAGAACAGAUGUUGCAGUUGAAAUAAUUGCUCAAGAUGGAAUGGCAUCAUUAGAUAGUUCUCAGACAGGGGGAGAAAAACCACUGUCAAAUAAGGUGCAACAUGUUUAUACACGAAGGAAACUACAACAGAAGAAAGUACAGCCUAUCAUCCCGACACUAGAACAAAUAGAUUUCCUAAUCUCUUCUGAAAUUGUUCCAGGUCCAAAAUUUGCAGUAAAGGAAAACCAAGAUGAUACAGCCUUUCCUGUUGCCUCUGUUGAGAAUUUGUUUGCCGAUACGUCUUCCCAGGAUAAAGGCACUUCUCAAAGAAAUCUGCCUCAGUCUGCCUCAAAAGCAAGGCAAGAUGGUCCCGAGGCUACACAUUUUGAAGAAUUAAUCAAUCCAGCAAAGCAAGAUGAUCCUGAGGCUACACUCUUUGAAGAAUUAAGCAAUCCUGCAAAAUAUGGCUUGUGUCAACCAAGGAACACUGAAUCUGGUUCUGUUAUCAUAAAUGGCAGAAAUCUGAGUGGUACUGGAUAUGCUGAACAAAUAAUAAAGGAAAAGCAAAGCAUUCCUGUUGUGAGUGUCAAUGACAAACAGGAUAUGGGUAUCUCAGCUAUUCCAGUUGAAGAACAGGAAAUUAGCAUUUCAACGACAAAUGUCAUUGUGUUAAGUGACGAUGAUGAACAAGAGGCCAAUGCUGCAGAUAAUUCAAUGGGAAGAAAGGUGGUGGAGAGUCCUGAAAAUUCUAUUUGGUAUUGUGUAGGUCCUUAUGGUAAAAAAGGAGGACCCUUCUCAAUGUCUGCACUCAAACGUUGGAGUGAUAGUGCCUCACAUCCCUUAGAAUUCAAGGUCUGGAAGACAGGUCAGAGUGAAACGGAGGCAAUACCUCUCACUGUUGCGCUUAACCGAAUUUUCUCAAGUAUGUAGGUAAAUGGGAAUGAAGGGGGAAAUCACUUCCUUAAUUUAAGUACAUAAACAGUGUUAAUAUAGAAUCAAGUACUUAGAGUUUUAUGCCUUCCAAAAAAAAAAGUGCUCCAGAGUUUUAACCAAAUACAAUAGUUGCUUGUGUGGAAUGCUGCCAAGUUAAAAGUACUUAAUAUAUGAUUUUGUUUUCUUUUGGUUGUAAAUUUGACCAAUAAAAUUACAAACCAAAGUUUGUAUGCUUUGUGCAUCUUGGUCAUGCAAUUUGAGCACAGACUGGGAAUUCAACCCAGUGAAAGUUUUAAAGUUGUUGGAUUUGCUUAUGGAAUCCCAACAUGUAUUCGUUGUGCC